AGGGCUCCUGUGGCCUCUCGCGAGACUCCUACCCCCACGUCACCGGCAGACCAGACGGCGACAACAUGGCGGAGCGGAGGAGACACAGGAAGCGGGUCCAGGAAGUUGGUGAGCCGUUCAAAGAGGAGAAGGCUGUAGCCAAAUACCUACGGUUCAACUGUCCAACAAAAUCUACCAACAUGAUGGGCCACAGAGUUGAUUAUUUUAUUGCCUCAAAAGCUGUGGAUUGCCUUUUGGAUUCUAAAUGGGCAAAAGCCAAGAAGGGAGAGGAAGCCUUAUUCACAACUCGAGAGUCUAUAGUUGACUAUUGCAACAGACUCCUGAAGAAACAGUUCUUUCACCGAGCAUUGAAAGUGAUGAAAAUGAAGCCUGAUAAGGACACAAAAAAAGAAAAAGAGAAAGGAAAGACUGAGAGUGGGAAAGAGGAUGAGAAAAAGAGCAAGAAGGAAAGUGGCAAAGAUGAAAAGACUAAGAAGGAGAAGGAGAAAGAGAAGGAAAAGAGAAGGGAUGGUGAGAAAGAAGAGUGCAAGAAGGAUGAAAACCCAGGAACACCCAAGAAAAAGGAAACCAAGAGAAAAUUUAAACUUGAGCCACAUGAAGAUCAAGUUUUUCUGGAUGGAAAUGAGGUGUAUGUGUGGAUCUAUGACCCAGUUCAUUUUAAAACAUUUGCCAUGGGACUUGUUCUUGUGAUUGCGGUUAUAGCUGCAACUCUCUUCCCGCUUUGGCCUGCAGAGAUGCGAGUAGGUGUUUAUUACCUCAGCGUAGGUGCAGGCUGUUUUGUAGCCAGUAUUCUCUUCCUUGCUGUUGCCCGCUGCAUUCUCUUCCUCAUUAUUUGGCUGAUAACUGGAGGAAGGCAUCACUUCUGGUUUUUGCCAAAUCUGACAGCAGACGUGGGUUUCAUUGACUCCUUCAGGCCCCUGUACACACACGAAUACAAGGGACCAAAAACAGACUCAAAGAAAGAGGAGAAAUCAGAGUCCAAAAAGCAGCCGAAGUCUGACAGUGAGGAGAAAUCAGAUAGUGAGAAAAAGGAAGAUGAGGAUGGAAAAGUUGAAGCAACAGGCAACUCAGGAGCAGAUGGCUCUGGAGGAGAGCGACAUUCAGACACAGACAGUGAUAGGCGUGAGGAUGACCGAUCCCAGCAUAGCAGUGGAAAUGGAAAUGAUUUUGAAAUGAUCACAAAAGAGGAACUUGAACAGCAAACAGAUGAAGGAGAUUGUGAAGAGGAGGAGGAGGAAGAGGAAGAAGAAACUAGGCCUUUACAUGAAAAAUCCUAACUCACUAUAGUUUUGAGACUGAAUAUGUGCAAAACAAUUGGAUUUUCUUCAUUGGCUGAUCACCAAAAUGUAGUUACAGUAACAUUCUUUCCAUUUGUUUGAAAUACACGUUAUCCAAACAGUUUUAUAUCUAGUUUCUUCAUUUUUAAAAAGCUAUUAGCUUGAUUACUUGGUACAAUCUGAAGUCAUUAAAACACAUUUACAAAAGUUUUGUCAAUUUGACAAGUUUUCUGUCAGAUCCUAUAAUUUGUCUAGAUAGUCGUCAAAACAUACGGAAGAACUUAGUUUCCCUAUUGUCAUUUUCUGGUACUUGCAUAACUUUUCAGUAAGUAUAGCCUACUCAAAAUAGCUUUGUAAAAUGGUAAAAGUUGAAUGACCAAAUCUCACAUUAUUCCUAGUAUAUUCAUUUGAUAGCUAGUUAAGUAAAGCACUUCUUAGUUCAUGGCUCUCUUGACGUUCUUCUUGAUUUUUAUAAAAUUGUAAGAAAAAACUUUUAAGACAACUAGUUUUAGCAGAAGGUAAUUUUAAAGUAUUUUGCUAGACAUACAAGCUGGUAGUGCUUAUUUGGCUGCAGUGUUUUCAGUUGUGUGCAAAUUGUGUACCACCAACUUAAGAAAUCCAAACUGUUUUGUACAUCUGGUUCAGAGAAAGAUGUCAUCUCAAGGAGGCAAAGGGAACAGCAUAGUUUGGAAACUAUGGCUGUCGUCUUUUCCCCCUCACUUCCCCCACUAUCAUAAUUCAAGAAGAAAUGAUUCUGUACGUAAUUUUAAAAUAAAGCAACCCUUUUUAUUUUAACUGUUAAUUAUUUAGAAUUUUUAUCCAAAUUUCAGUUUGUAUAAUUGAAACCAUUUCAGGGUGUGUUUAUCAGAGAAACGCAAGAUGGAGGACCUCACAGAAUCUGUUCGUGAUUGGUAGAUUUGUCCCAGGAGCUUUAGUUUCCUGUCACUAUUCCAUGUAUUUGAGUGAGUAAACUGAUCGUUAUUAAACAAAAGCAGAUAACACAGCUGUCUGUAUGCCUUAAUGUUAAUAUUAACAUUUUCUGUAUUCAGAAACUGGAGUACUAUAUUAACUGAUGAGUAGGCACAUCUUGAGAGUAUUAAUUUGUUCAGAAGUACAGAUAACAAAAAAGCUAAUUCAGAAGAUGACCAGGAUCAAAUUGUUUUCAAAACUGCUGAAGCAAUUUGAAUGUUCAGUUUGUCUCACACAUCUUAUUUGCUAGACUGUUGGAGAACAUUUUGUGUUUAGUUAUAUAAGCAUUUAAAAAGUUAAGACAACAUAAUUCCUCUGAAUCAUUCAAUUUCAGACCAAUUGAAAUAGUGAACACAGAUAUUAUUUCUCCCUGACAUCACUGUGAGGAAAGAAUGCUAGUUGUUGCUUGAAUUUUCAAUAGUUGACAAAACAAUUUUCUUGAAUUGCUCUUUUCCAUUACCAGUGUUUUGAAUGAAGAUGUUAAUUUUUCUGAUUGUGCAAAUAUAUACAUUUUACAUGUGCAUUGAUAUGGUCUAAUUUGCAUAGUACUUCUGAAUAUUUAUUGUAUGGAGAACAGAGAUUGGAUCUGUUAUGCAUUUUUCUAUUGAUACAGAUGAAAUUUUUAUUCACCUGUUCCCUGGCAAACUUUGACAUUUGUGUGUUUCUGGUGUUUACAGUGACUUGUUUUAACAGAUCCAUGGCUACAUCCAUUACCUUAGAUGUGCAUGUGUAAUGGGAUAGUACACUGGCUCAAAACUCCUCUCUCCACUCUGUUUAGCAACUCUUUUCAACACCACACUGCCUUCAGGCAGAAGCUGAUAUCUGCCAUGCUUGCAGUUCCAAUCUCCGUUGCUAGCAUUGGGAACUGAACUGCAGCCUUUGUGUACAACAGUCUUUAGCUAUUUGGUUCUGUGUUGUACCCCUAAACACCCCCUAUUAUCAUAUAUAAAAUGGUACACAUGCAUCUUCCUUUCAGAUGAGCAAGAACAGCAUGGAACCCUUGCUUUUACUAUAAAAUGCAGGAUGGUAAAACCAUUUUGUAGUCUACAUUGAAGCUAAAUUUUGUCUUUAUUCAAGUGAAACUCCCAUUGAGUUCAGUGAAUUAAAAUCAAGACAGACUGACAUUUGGCCUCUGUCUAGUUUUUAAAAGCCAGUUGGAGAACAGGAGAGAGAGAACAGGAGAGAGAGAGAGAGUGUGUAAAAAAAAAUAAAAUAAAAGUGUUAAUACUUCAGUUGAAAAUGGUUUUACUAAUAUUUGAAAAUAAGGUCCAGCAUUUUUCCAAGUAAUUGGGCUAUCCCUGUUUUGAAGCCUUUAGGGCAAUGAAUGUAUCUCUAUUUCCCCAGCUAAAAUGAAAUGACAUCUUAAUAAUCCUGUUGAGAAAAUUAAGUUUAAUCAUUCUAAGUUGGAAUAAUAUUAAAUACCUUUUUAGUAAAGCGGUCACCUGCUGUCUGUGCAGUGACCUAUUUGAAAUGAGCUUGUGAUGGCAGGCCAUUUCCUAGUUAGACAGGUGUCUAGAUCUCAAAACCCUUACCAACCCUGGCAGGAGAGUUCAUAGCUUAACUAGGCAUGGAAAUGGAACUAUCUUCUAAUCCACUGGCUCCCAAACUUUAUUGGUUCAUAUAUCACCUUUUAAAAAGGAACUUUGUGAACUGGAUGGAACAUCUAGCUCAUGUACACAUUGAACCCCUAAUUACCCGUAACCCUAAUUUGCAGUGCUCAGCUCUGAGACACAUUGACAGGGUAACAUGAGAAAGGGUGCACUAUUGUUGGGAGCCGUUUUGUGGACAAAAAGUAUUUCACUGUCCAAUUCUAUUAGAUAUGUCCACAAAUACUAAAUUCACUGUACUUAUUUUAAAAAUUAUUUUAGGGUUAGAUAGGAGAUGCUGGCAUAUCAAAUUGUAGCCACUCAACAAC
Messenger RNA from Chelonoidis abingdonii (Abingdon island giant tortoise), 4161 nucleotides. It is a transcript of the gene SEC62, whose product is annotated as SEC62 preprotein translocation factor. Gene Ontology annotation, cellular component: endoplasmic reticulum membrane; endoplasmic reticulum. Gene Ontology annotation, biological process: post-translational protein targeting to membrane, translocation. The record is from RefSeq and is a predicted model, not a curated record. NCBI's taxonomy places the organism in Eukaryota, Metazoa, Chordata, Testudines, Testudinidae.